AUGUUGGUAAUAAUGUUACGUGACACUUUGCGAACAAAAUCAGUUGCCGAAGUGUUUGAUAUUUUUCCGGCAAGAUAUUCCCGGGGGUGAUGCAGAAUGUCGCCUGGGUUUCAAAUAAUUUCAUUCAAAACGUAAGCCGGUUGAUUUUAGUCUCGGUUCAACAAAGGAAUUCAUGUUACCAUUUGCAACAAGAUCUUCGACAGUAGUGCCCAUAAAUUUUUCGUACGCACGAUAUAGCACAAUACUGACUCCGGUAGGGCACUUGGAUUCUGUUAAAACAUCGAUCGCCGCCGUGAGAGUGUUAGAGUAUGCAAGGAUGCUGUUUUUCCAAAUUGCGCGGCGCUUCCAUUAAUCGUUUGUGUUUACUUCAGUGGUGUAAGGAUCAGAAUAUGUUCUCAUUGUGAUAGGUUAAAACUCAGCUGAAUCUGAAUUUCGUUGCACGUUUCCGUUAAUAAAGAUGAGCGGGGAAAUGUUCGAAGGAAAGGAUUAUCCAACUCAAUGGGCGCUUAAUCCUUCCGCCUAUCAAAACAUGAGUAACGAUCAAGUGGACUGGGCGGCUCUGGCGCAACAGUGGAUAAAAAUGAAAGAGACUGUUGUACCACCAGCACCGCCACCACCUUCUAUAAACUCUAUGUGUUCCGCAAAUGAUGGCAGUGGAGAGGCACCAAUGGAUAUGGACACCAAAGAUGAUGACGUCCCUCCUGCUCCUCCUGCGCCAACUAUUAGUGGAUCCGAAGCUUGGACUCAAUGGAGCCAGUGGGGUCAUUGGAAUACUUCAGCAUCUGGGACAGGAAGUUGGGAAUGGAGUGGCGUACCUCCUCCUGGUGUUACCAUAGGUCCUGAUGGCAAACCAAUUGGGCUUCCAGCUGUACCAGUCAUACCACCUGCGCCAGUAAUAUCUACUACUACUGACUUUACUGCUCCUCCUCCUGCUUCGUCAUCGCUUUAUUCAUAUAAUUCAGUGCAGUCUACACAACCAUACAAUCAGGUUCCUAACUAUUGGUCUGAAGAGCCGUCUAACUCAGUGCCAUCGCAGCCACCUCCUUUCAUAAAAGGCAUGAGACAUGCUAAUAGAACACCUCACAUAAGAGUGAUGGACUCUGUUCGAUGCCGAGAUGACAGAGAGAAGACACCGGAGGAAGAUACUACCACAACCAUAGAUGCCGCAAAACGAAGGCAAUUACCAGCAUGGAUCCGCGAAGGAUUAGAAAAAAUGGAGAAGGAAAAACAGAAAGCUGUGGAAAGGGAGAGGCUAGAGAUAUUAAGAAAGCAGGAGUUGGAGGCUCGUAAGCAAGCCGAGGACGAGGCGCGCGCAGUACUCAAUCCUAGCAAGAGCAAAUUUGAUUCAGACUCGGAAAAGGAAACCGAGCAGGACUUUGAUGCGGAUAGCACGCGUGGACAGCAACCUGCGGAAAAGAGCUACGAUCGCACUCCGGAUAUCGUCGUUCGGCCGCGAAAGUCACGAUUUAGGGAUGCCGAUUCACCCGAAUCUCAUGCGGACGCUGACGAAAGUCCCACUGCCGUACCCAGUGCGCUACCGGUCACGCAGAAACGGUCUCGAGAGGAGGUCCUGCAGGAAGUGAUGUUGAAAGUAAGGAGAUCACUGACAGAAAUACUUCUGGAAGUAACGAACGAAGAGAUCGGUUCAAUAUGCAGAGAGGUUUGGAGCCGCGCACGUGCCAAAGGAGAGACCCCCGUCGCAUCCCUCAACAACAUGGCCCCUCUUGCUCAGAUCACUCGCAAGCUCGGUCUGGGCAUCUACGGCGACAGUAACAGCGAGUCCGAGGAGGAGCAGGGCGAGCACGCAACGAUUCAGAAUGACGACAGCGACGAGGAGCUGAAGGAAACUCUGAGACGGCGACAGCAGGCGUUUCGUAAAACUGAGGAAGAGAUCGAGGCGCGGAUCGCCGAGGAUGAAGAAAGGGAAGAGCGUCAGGAGGAGCAGUACAGUAAUAAGCAACAGGAAAAUCAUACCGGUAAUACUAGCUGCCGGGAGUCAGUUGAUGAAAAAGAAACGGUAAAUAAUCAAAGAGAAGCGUCCGAAACUUUGUCGAGUGGCGGACAAAGUCCACAAUCGGCGGCGCCGCAGAACGCGCCGGUGGCCGACGGACAGCAGGCGAAAGCCAGCAGCACGGUAUCGGGAUCGGCCGACUCCGAGUCGAGCAGCACCGAUUCCACGAGCAGCUCGUCUGAGUCGAGCCACGAAUCCGUCAGCAAGAAGCACGACAAAGCGCGUUCGAGCAAGCAGCAGUCGCAGUCGCAACAGCGUGAGCAGCAGCAGCGCGAUCAACGUUACCACCGGCGGCGAAAAUCCAAGAGUAGAAGCAAGUCGCGCAGUGGCAGACGAUCCACCCGGUCUUCGCGCUCGUCCGAACGCACGCACAAGCGACGAUCACGCUCGAGAUCGGCCAAAUCGCGUAAGCGCUAUCGUUCGCGCUCCUCGCGCUCAUCUAGCGAUCAUGGGUCCAGCAGGAAACACCGUGCGCGAUCGCGCGAUGGGAAACGCGCGAGAUCGCGUUCGCGUAGCUGCCGACGCUCCAGGUCACUGUCCGCCGGUGGGAAAUGGUCGUCGCGGUCGCGUUCCCGCAGGGGAAAGUCCCGCUCGCAUUCCAGAGACAGGCGGAGGAACAGCCGAUCGCGUAGCAAGUCGUCACGUGGAACGAAACGAAGAGGAUCGCGCUCGAGGUCGCGCGGCGGCAGGGAGAGAUCGCGCAGCCGUUCGAGGGAUCGUAGGCGAUCGAGGUCGUAUGUUUCCAGGAGGAGCCGGCGGAGCAGCCGAUCCAAAUCGCGGGAUCGGAGUAGAAAAACGCGAUCCAGGUCGCGACAGUCGAGCCACCGCGAUGGUAAGAAGUCAUCACAUCGAUACAGGAAUUGAGCCUGAUCUGCUCUUAGCCCAAAAGGUUGUAUGUACAUUCAUUUUCAUUAUAGCAUUAACAUAGGAUAACGUAAAAGGCAGUGAUACAAUUAUUUGGACAAGUUCGUCGUCUGAAAUCAGAAAUUAUUUUCGAAAAUUUUUCUCUAUUUUUUUUUGUUUUUCGUUAUAUUACUACGUACGUAUUCAGAUGAUUUAUUGUGUUUACGAAAUGUUUUUCAUGGAUUUUACGAGUGACAAUAUUUACGUAGUUAUACUUUAUGUAUAAACAAUGCCAUUUCAUCAAUGCACAUCUUUCGAUUCUAUACUAUAAUUAUGGUGCUUUGCGUAUAAACUAUUUUUUUUUAUUUGCUUUUAUCUUAGAAUAUUUAUUACUUUCUUUUCUAAUUACGAGAUAAUUAGAGACUAAUGGGCAUUUAUACAAUAUAUUUUUAUUUUCUCUUUCCAUCGGUUUUCACAUAUUGAAUAAAAUUUAUGUUAUUAGAAAAGUAUAUAGUAAAAUAAUUUAUUCUUAAGAAAUGGAAGACAUUGAAACUUGCUCAAUAGAUUUCAAGAGUUUAGUAGCAGCAGCGUAUAAUGCAAUAAAAUUACUUAACUUUGUAGAUUUUGUGCAAUUGUGUUAUGACAGAUUUAUUAGGUUUAGGUAUGAUAAGUAGCAUUAAAAGGAUUCGAGAUAGGAUUUAUUAAGAUGCAUCCGAAAUUGGCAAAUAAUUUAUAUGUGUAUUUUAUCGAUCUUCAAAAUGAUGGGCUGAAACAAACCAAGGCAAUAAGGUUACUAACGUAAAAUAUAAUUUCAUAAUAAUAAAUAUUUUUUCCACUCAGUUUACUAAUUUUCUGUGAAAUGUGUGUUUAUUUUAAUUAACUAACACAAAUUGAAACAUUUUUUUAAUUAAUACAAAUAAAAUUUACAAAAGUAUAGUGUCUAUAUUUUAUUUUUAAUAUCGAAGUAACCAAUAUUCUUAUUAAAUAUAUAUCUAUUCUAAAUAUAUAUAUAUACUUAUUAAUAUAUCUUUGUUUGUUUCAAGACUUCAUUUAUUGAUGAUAUAUUUCAAAUAUGAAAAAGUAAUGACUAGUCAUGCGUUUUUAUGCAUAAUAUUCAAUCGCCUACACAAUUAAUGUUCAUACAUGAUAAAUUCGUACAAUUUACAAUUCGUGAUGAAAUAAUGUAAUAUAUAAAUGACACUAGAGAACUAUCACACUUUUAUUAAAUAAAUGAAUUACUAACUGCUACCUAAGAAUCCAUUAGAAUGUAGAUCCCAAAAUGAAGAAAAGUGAAAAGCAAUAUAGUUCGAAUGCAUAUUUUUUUGUCAGAAGAUAAAAAAAAUAUGCCAUUUAUAUAAAGUGUAAUUACUAAUUGCUCGUUCGUUCUUUCAAAAAGUGCAUCGUUCGUCUCAUACGCGGAUUUGGCACAUGAAAGCAAGUCGGAAAUCGUUUUAAACUUCCAACGAGCUUUUUUCAUAGAUGUCAGUUACGAAAUUGUAGCAUUGUUAGAAACGCACACACUUUUAUACAGUGAAUGCUAUAUUACAUUUAGUAUCAGUAAACACUAAAUGUUGCCGGAUAAAAUCCGUGCGCGAAUUUACGCGUACACUUUUGUUGAUAUCCAAAAUUAUUAUAUUACGUUCAAUGUUAACUAUAUAUAAAUAUAAAUAAAUGUUAUUGAAUUCGGAAAGUACAUAGUGGCGUACGAUUUGUACUCGAAUUAGGACAGAAAAUCUAUACAAGAAAAAUCUAUCAAGAAACGUGUCUGGAUUUUAAUAAAAAAAAAAAAAGAAAAAAAAGGAAAGAAAAAAAACGAAAAGACCGCUUUAACGUAGAUUAAAGAAUAUUGUUCAACCAAAUUGAUCGAUCAAUAUUUUGUAGAUUGAAUGUGCAUCAGGAUUUCGACACGAGUCCUAGAACUCUUAUUUUGUUUCAGCAUCUUCCACUGGCUUCCACUCGGCUUCAACAUUUCACUUUUCAGUUCGGCUCUUCAACGUUUCACGAUUCAGUUCACCGACAUACACAGCAUUAUGGUACAAUUACAGAGUUUCCGAAUAUAUCACAUUCAAUAAUACUUAAGGCUAUGUUAUAAAUUUGUGUUAUGUUAUUCGCUAACAUAUAAAAGUCUAUUUCUCCUUUUUAAAGAAUAUAUAUGUUUCUCUCACACAAGCGCUACGCGUGUUUGAACAAACAUGCGUGCAAAAAUUUAUAUGAUUACGCGGCAGCCAAACAUGAUGAAUAAAGUUACGAAAGGUAA
Molecule: messenger RNA, 5111 nt
Organism: Linepithema humile (Argentine ant)
Lineage: Eukaryota; Metazoa; Arthropoda; Insecta; Hymenoptera; Formicidae
Source: RefSeq, a predicted model, not a curated record